UUAAUGCCUCCCCCUCUACCAUAUCACUAUGUUUAAAAACUAAUGAGGAGUAUUAGCAAAUCCCGGAAGAGUAGGUAAACUUCUAGACAACCUAAAAAAACAAAACAUAAAAAUCCAAUCCACAAAGCACAAACAGUCAAACACCAUACUCCUUAAUAAAUGUCAAAAUUAAAACGCAUCUUUUCCCCCCCUCCUCAUCUCAUUCUCUCAGCGUCAAAUACUUCCUGUUGUCUCUCUUUUUUUUCUUCUUCUAAUAUUCUCUCUCCUCACCUAGUCACCCUUUGCUACUCCUACUCCAGCUCAUGAUUACAGAUUACUUGCCAUAACUUACAGGUGUUACCACUUCUAAAUCCCCACUAAUUAAAAACACUCAAGAAUUUCCUUAAAAUAAUCAAGGAGAACGUACCAAAGUUGCUCUCAAAUCCAUUAAAAAUGGAAGGAAUUACCAAUUCUAAAGGCAGCCCAUUAAGGAAAUCAACACCUUCUUCUCCUUCUCCUUCUUCUUUAUCUUCUUCUUCUCCUUCAUCUGACAAAAAACAAAAGAAAAAACUCUUUAAACUAGAAGAAGAAAAACUUGGUUUGCUUCAAAAUCUUGACGACCCAAUGAAUACCUCUUUCAACUCUGAUUUCACCGUUAAAGUUGAACAACCUUCACAACCCUCUUCUUCUAGCGACAUUUCCGGCGAACCCAAAAAAUCUCCGGCGAAUGUCGCCGGAGAUAUCCCACCUCUGUUACGUGGGUCAAGCUACGACUUCCAAAACGACGCCUUUUUUCCUAAUAAAAAGAAGGCACACCAAAACGACAUCAACAAUGCCGUUUUGGUGGAAGAUGAUGAUGAAUCUUCUGGAGAGUUCGAUUUUCCGAAGAGUGAACUAGAUUUGGAGAACCAAAUUUUGUCACCUGUUACUGAAAGUCCAAAUGAGUAUGGAAAAAUUACACCCAGAACUCACCAUCAUACGGUGUCGUUCAAGGAGGCUGAGUUGGUUCAGAGGAGACCAAGUGAUAGUCAUAAUCAAAACGCUGCGGUUGGGGUGAGUGGAAGGGAGGAUCAAGUAGUUCAGUGCAGCUCAAACGCGUCGUUUCAGCAGAGGAAAUCUGGGUUGUUAAUGAGGUCAAAGACAAAGUCAAGGUUAAUGGACCCACCAGAUGAAGAUAAAAGAUCUGGAAGAGUAAAUAAUAAUAGGUCUGGGUUUUUGGGUAAAAGUGAGGAGAUUGAAGAAGAUGAUCCCUUUGAUGAGGAUUUUCCAGAGGAAUAUAAAAAGGGUAAAAUUAGUUUUUUUACUGUUUUACAGUGGGUAAGUUUGGUGUUGAUUGUUGCUGCUUUAGUUUGUAGUCUUGUGAUUGGGAAAUUGAGGGAUAAAGCUAUAUGGGAUAUGCAGUUGUGGAAGUGGGAAGUAAUGGGAUUAGUGUUAAUUUGUGGGGGGUUAGUUUCUGGCUGGUUAAUUAGGAUUGUUGUGUUUUUUAUAGAACGUAAUUUCUUGCUUCGAAAGCGUGUUUUGUAUUUUGUUUAUGGGUUAAGAAGUUCAGUGCAGAAGUUUUUGUGGUUGGGUUGGGUUUUACUUGCUUGGAUUUUGAUAUUGGAUAAGAAAGUUGAGAAGGAGACUAAGAGUCAAGUGUUGCCGUAUGUAACCAAGAUUUUGAUAUGUUUUAUGGUGGCUACAUUGAUGUGGUUAGUCAAGACAUUGCUUCUUAAGGUGUUGGCGAUGAAUUUUCAUGUUAGCGCCUUCUUUGAUCGAAUUCAGGAUGCGUUGUUUAAUCAGUAUGUGAUUGAGACGUUGUCUGGACCACCUUACCUUGAGAUUCAGCGUAAUCAGGAAGAGGAGGAUAGAGUAGUUUCUGAGGUUCAGAAGCUUCAGAAUGCUGGGGUUUAUAUCCCACCUGAUCUUAGGGCCAACUGUUUUCCUAACGAGGGGAAGCCGCCUGUGGGGAGUGCAAGGUCCGCUGCAAGUGCAUUGCAGAGGAGCCCUCGUAUUGGGAAGAGUCCUAGGAGUUCGGUGAUUGGGAAGAGUCCUAGAGCACCUUCUAAUUCUAGGAGAGAAGAGUUAGAAGAGAAGGAUGGAAUCAGUAUUGAUCACUUGCAUAGGUGGAAUCAGAAGAAUGUGUCUGCUUGGAACAUGAAGAAGUUGAUGAAUAUUGCGCGGAAGGGGGUUCUGUCAACUCUUGAUGAGCAACUUGAUCAGCGUGUUGAGGAGGAGGACUCGGCAUUGCAGAUUCGUAGUGAGAAGGAAGCAAAAGCUGCUGCCAAGAGGAUAUUCACUAAUGUGGCUGGACCAGGUUCAAAACAUGUACAUGAGUCAGACUUGAUGCGCUUUCUGAGAGAAGAUGAAGUACACCGGACAAUUAGUCAAUUUGAAGGAGCUGGUGAUGGUAAAGGUAUCAGCAAGCGGGCACUUAAAAACUGGGUGGUUAAUGUGUUCAGAGAAAGGAGGGCUCUUGCGCUCUCUCUUAAUGACACGAAGACAGCUGUGAACAAGCUUCACCAUCUGGUGAAUAUUGUUGUUGGUAUCGCUGUAGUGAUUAUCUGGCUUCUAAUCCUAGGUGUCCCUGUUACUCACUUCCUGGUCUUUGUGAGCUCCCAAGUUGUUGUACUGGCUUUUAUGUUUGGGAACACCUGCAAAACAACAUUUGAAGCAAUCAUCUUUCUGUUUGUUAUGCAUCCAUUUGACGUGGGUGAUCGUUGUGAAAUCGAUGGGGUUCAGAUGAUUGUGGAGGAGAUGAACAUAUUGACUACUGUGUUUCUGAAAUUUGACAACCAUAAAAUCAUUUAUCCUAAUAGCGUGCUAGCAACGAAGCCUAUCAGUAACUACUAUAGAAGUCCAGAUAUGGGAGAUGCCAUUGAUUUUCACGUCCAUGUCUCAUCUUCGGUGGAAAAGUUAUCGUUGAUGAAAGAAAGAAUAACAAGGUAUAUCGACAACAAGUCGGAUCACUGGUACGCCCCAAUGAUAGUAAUGAGGGAUGUGGAGGACAUGAACCGGAUAAGAUUUUCGCUAUGGGUAUCACAUCGAAUGAACCACCAAGACAUGGGAGAGAGGUGGGUGAGGAGAUCUGCUCUUGUCGAGGAGAUGAUCAAGAUUUUCAGAGAGCUCGACAUAGAGUACCGGAUGUUGCCUAUGGAUGUCAAUGUUAGAAACAUGCCAGCUUUGGUUUCUGAUAGACUUCCAUCUAACUGGACUACCACUGGUAGAUGAACAUGUUUUUGGAACAAGCAUGAGAAAAAGCGGCUCUUUUCAAUACCUUUGGUCCAAAACGUACAUGAUGCUAGUGUUGCUAGCGGGGAAUUAUGUGAAAGGUUAAUUUACGAGGGCCUUUUUUUCCAACUUUUUUGCCUUUCUUGUAGCACCAGUUUUUCUUGUGAAAAUUGGCCUGAGUUGAGAAUUUAUAUGUAUAUUAUCGUCAUUGAUUAAUAGUCUACUUAGUAGGACGUGCUUUCUCUGUUCAAUGUGGACCAAUAAUAGUAAUGGUAAUGGGAUCUUCAUAUUUGAAUAUUCAA
Molecule: messenger RNA, 3491 nt
Organism: Beta vulgaris subsp. vulgaris (sugar beet)
Lineage: Eukaryota; Viridiplantae; Streptophyta; Magnoliopsida; Caryophyllales; Amaranthaceae
Product: mechanosensitive ion channel protein 6
Exons: 5
Coding region: 433-3189 (918 amino acids)
Biological process (GO): transmembrane transport; monoatomic anion transport
Cellular component (GO): plasma membrane
Molecular function (GO): mechanosensitive monoatomic ion channel activity
Source: RefSeq, a predicted model, not a curated record